UGAAUGAACAGCCACAGAGGAGGCAGCUUUGUUGUGUGUUUGGUUACAGAGUCACUAAGAAACACACACAAUCCCCCGGCCUGGGUUACCAUGGAGACAGUCAAACUUUCAUUCACUUCCUGUUUUCACUGUUAGUCUGACUUCACUGGUUGGUCCCAGAGUAUCAGAGACUCGUCCUCAGACAGACGCACACAGAUGGCAGAUCCAGGCUCUCAGCCUCCAGCUGAAACUUCCAGUCCUCCCCCAGCCAGAAGCUCUGAUGCUGGGCUGAGAGACUUUGAUCCUUCCCUGGAUCCAGAAGUCCAGGAGGGAGAAGGAGAACAGGACCUCCUUCCUGAUCUGGAGAGGCCUGAGGGAAAGAAAGAUGGAGCAGACAGAGCUUUGAACAAACCUCCUGAGCUUCACCUCCACAAAGGUGUGACAGGUGAAGGACACCGGCGAAUAGGAGGACAGAACCUGAGAGCCAUUAGUCACAUGACUCCAACUGCUGCCGCCUCACCAACCACUGGCCCCUCGGUGUCUGGUAAAAGGACGAUGCUGCUGUCCAAUGAGGCGAGGAGAGAAGUAGCCAAACAGGCGAGAGCCGUGAAGGAGGAAUGGCGGGCAGCUCUGGAUGCCCGACAUAAAUACCUGAUGAGCAGGCUGGCAGACGCCGGCAGCCUGGAGGAGGCGGCGGUGGAAGACGCCAUCGUCUCUGAUGACAGAUUCAGUCUGAUCCAUGAAUUCUUUGCUGCAAACGGAUCCAAGAAGCUGAUUUUCUUCUAUCAGGAUGUCAAACAGAGUCUGUCCUCCCGUCAGUCUUCCUCUGUGGACGCAUCAAACUCAGCUGUGGCUCAGAGGAAACUCUUCCUCACUACGGGGAACUCUGAGCCUUUACUGGGGAAAUGUCUGUUCUUCCUGAGAACCACUGAGAAGGCCAUAACCACCGCCAACGUGCAGCAGGAAGUGAACUUUGGCGUGUUGGACUGCAGCGGCGGCGGUGGCGUCCUGAACAGUCUAGAAACUCUGCUGACUCACAUCAUGUUACCUGCUCUCAGGUCGCAACAGGUAAAACACCUCCAUCCAUUCAGGCUUUCACUGAGCACAAAAAGGGAGAUGUUUUAAGCUUCCAGUGAUCACAUGACGCCAUAUAUGAAGAUUUUGUUGAUGGUGGGAAGGAAGAUGUUAGAUUU
Oreochromis niloticus (Nile tilapia) is the source of this 1172-nucleotide messenger RNA. RefSeq names its product dynein heavy chain 5, axonemal. The record is from RefSeq and is a predicted model, not a curated record. Bases 196 to 1104 code for a protein of 302 amino acids. The transcript is spliced from 8 exons. NCBI's taxonomy places the organism in Eukaryota, Metazoa, Chordata, Actinopteri, Cichliformes, Cichlidae.